UCUGGGGCUGACGUCAGGUUCUCGCUAUCAGAGCAACUGUGCCACUGUAAAUGUACAGUAGCCUGUCUUCUGUGUGCCAGGUCUUCGGUUGCUUUUUGAAAUGAGUGAUCAUGUGGAAGAAAACUGUACUGAGAAAAACACUUCUACCCAGGAGGCACCUGCAAAAGCAACUGCUACUGCUGCUAAGGAUUGUCCAAUAACACAGAAGCAGCUGCAAAUAGAGAGGCAGCUGAAAUGCUUAGCAUUUCAAAACCCAGGACCUCAAGUAGCUGACUUCAACCCUGAAACUAGAGAACAGAAAAAGAAAGCCUGUAUGUCAAAACUGAACCAAGAAUUUUUUUAUAAACACAAGACUAUGAAGAAAUAUGACAAACAUGGUAGGCUUCUCUGUAAUAAUAUGGAUUUGUGUGACUGCCUGGAGAAGAACUGUCUGGGUUGCUUUUAUCCAUGCCCUAAAUGCAAUUCCAACAAAUGUGGACCCGAGUGUCGCUGUAAUAGAAAAUGGGUUUAUGACAGAAUUGAGACUGAAGCUGGUGAUGUGAUCAGCAUGUUACCAUUUUUUGUCCCUGACUGAUGUUUUUCUGUUGGGUUUUGUAAUAUUUUGUAGCAAUGUUUAGGGGCUUUUUUCCUUUCAUUUUUAAAUGUUUAUUAAAGUGUUGUUUGGUCUUAUGAA
Messenger RNA from Alligator mississippiensis (American alligator), 673 nucleotides. RefSeq names its product ADP ribosylation factor like GTPase 14 effector protein like (gene ARL14EPL). The coding region runs from base 101 to 574 and encodes 157 amino acids. NCBI's taxonomy places the organism in Eukaryota, Metazoa, Chordata, Crocodylia, Alligatoridae. Gene Ontology annotation, cellular component: intracellular membrane-bounded organelle. The transcript has 4 exons. The record is from RefSeq and is a predicted model, not a curated record.